Echinostoma caproni is the source of this 942-nucleotide messenger RNA. NCBI's taxonomy places the organism in Eukaryota, Metazoa, Platyhelminthes, Trematoda, Plagiorchiida, Echinostomatidae. The record is from the annotation of a GenBank genome assembly.
AUGGGGCCGAGUAAGAAUCGAAAACAGAGUACCUUCUACAGUUUUCCAUGUGUGAGUGCUUGUGAUGUACGCGCCCGAUCCACCGCAAACAUUCACUCGUUCGAAGAUAAGGUCCAGUUGAAAAUGACAUCGGAUAAGAAUCUGUUAAACCCGUCCGGUUCCACAAAUCAUCUAUCAACAGCGCACAUAUCUUCCUACGGGAAUAGACGUGCCAAGUCCCAAAUGUUAUUGAACAGCAAGGGAGACCCGAUUCGACACAUGCCCAGUCACAUUAUGCCGGAACUACUGUACGAUUUGAGUCGGACAGGAAGUCACAUCAGUCUGGAUUUGACUUCUUCCUCGGAUGAGGAAUUUGGCUCACAACGAUCCGUGGUCAAACCAAACGCACCCAAAGUGAUUAUUUUGAAUGCGGAGAAAAAAAAGACGCAUUCGAAAGACAAACCAACCACGGAGCCUGUAAGCAGGAAAACAGUUUCGAAACCGGAUCAAGAAAUUCACUCAACCUAUCGUGUGCUCAUCCCGAAACAGCCUCAGAUGGUUAAAAGAUCUUCCAUGCACACACCACAAGAUAAAGAUUUUAGCAGCACCAACUCCCUGCCCAGUCGAUGUCAGUCAAGACCGCAAUCGAGUAGUAUUCUCUUAAACAAGAUUGUACCUCCGGGGUCAGCAGAAAAUUUUAUGCAAGAUGCCACUUAUGACCUCAGUCGGGAUGAAUAUGAUCCGUAUGGACUGGUUCGGAGAAAUUUUCGCAAUUGGUUUGGUGAAAGCAUCUACACGAACCCGAUCGGGGGAGCAAAUGAGUCGAGAACCUCGUCCGGUCAGUUCUCUCUCAGUUCUUGUCAAAGUGCUCCGUCUCCGUGGACCAUUCCACGCGCGUUUGAUCGACGCAGACGCCGUAAUGGGGUUCGAUCGAAUCUCAUCACUGAGGUCGCGGUUCUUUGA